AUGUCUUUUAUGCGUAUGUUCAAAUCCACGAAAAAGAACAACAAUAAGGAAAAUGUACCCUCCAUGGAUCGAGAGAACAGGGAUCGAACUAUCGAUAGAGAUUCAUUCAGAAAUUCUUCUAUGAUGGAGUCUUUCAAUGGAGGUGUAUACGCAGGAGAAGUUAAAAACGCUCACAUAAUAAAUCCGUAUUCUGUUGUAACAGCACCAAAGAAAAACAAAGGACCAAGAUCGUGUCCUGGAGCUCCCAUGGAUUCCCGUUCGGAAAGGAGCAGCCGUAGUUCUCGUCCCUUCAAUGAUAGGCAUCUGAACAACUCUGUUCGCUAUGAAAAUUUAAGAGUACACAGAAGAAAUGAUUAUGGUCAAAGAAAUUAUAUGUCUGAUAUUGCUAAUAGAAGUAUCAAAGAAGAACCACAACGAGAUCAGUACUACGAAAGUUUUCCCGAAUCGGAUGAAGAAGAACAUGACUUAAGAAUAAGAAUGUUAGAAACAAAAUUAGGAAAGAUGCAAAGAAGGUACCAUGAGGAUGUUAAGCAUCUUAAGAGAGAGCUGGAAAUCAGUAGAGAUGAAAUUGAACAUUAUAAGAGAAAUUUCGAGCGACAAUCACGAGCAUAUUUAAAUGCUAAAAAAAGUUUGGACUUGGAAAAACAACAGAUGAUCCGUUUAAAAAAAGCCUUACAACAAGCCAACACAAGAGUAAUCGAAUUAGAAGACCUUUUAGCUUCGGGAAAUGAAAACUCUUUACUUAUGUGCUCUUACGAUUCUGGUGGUGUAUGUAACGGAACUACUGGUGCGGGAGAAGCACUUUGUGCAAUGGGGGAGCACAUUGGUGAUCUCAAUGAUAUGGUUAACUCGAGUACUCCCAGUAUCUCUAUGUUCCAGGAAGGAACUAAUGAUCUGGAUGCUCAGGAUGAGAUGCGAAUAUUUCGGACAGUAGAAGUGGAGGACGGCGAUGAUGAUUAUGAAACUCCUCCUAUCGAAAAACCAAGAGAUGCUUGCUCUCCCGUUGAACUGAACAUUUUUCCACUAAAGACACCAAAACUCACAAAAUCACUUUCUGAUACUGAUCUCACCGCAGUUACCAUAACCGAAGAACCAAGAACUAAUUUGAAUAAUAGUGUAAUGCCUAAACGGACGUUUCAAAAAGAUCUCUACGCUAAAGCACAAGCUCAGUUUCAAUCUGAAUUGACUUCUGAAUCUUCCGAUGAGGAAGCUUAUAAGGUUAUCGAAAGACAACUGAAAAAGAAAGGGGGAUUAGUUAAAUUCCAACCUCCUAGACCUCAAGUGCAAGCAAGGCACUAUAAAAAAUAUGGGAAAAACGAAAGAAAUGCUUUAGCCGAGUUUGAAUAUCUCCAAGAUCUCUCUUCAGAUGUCAGUGGGAUGCUCUCUAGCCCUGACGUCGGUGGUCUUCAAGCCCAAAUGAAAUGUUAA
Molecule: messenger RNA, 1428 nt
Organism: Auanema sp. JU1783
Lineage: Eukaryota; Metazoa; Nematoda; Chromadorea; Rhabditida; Rhabditidae
Source: the annotation of a GenBank genome assembly